Teleopsis dalmanni is the source of this 901-nucleotide messenger RNA. RefSeq lists its product as uncharacterized. The coding region runs from base 76 to 456 and encodes 126 amino acids. The transcript is spliced from 4 exons. NCBI's taxonomy places the organism in Eukaryota, Metazoa, Arthropoda, Insecta, Diptera, Diopsidae. The record is from RefSeq and is a predicted model, not a curated record.
CCCAAUUACAAAAUUUCCGUUAUUUAUAUAUAUACAUACCUAUAUAUAUAUUUUGUCAACUUAAUUUAUUUAAAGAUGUCUCAUUCAAUCGCUGGUGAGAAUAUUCAGUUAUAUAGACCAAAUGAAGACAACUUUGACGUCGACAACUUUUUGAGGGUUCUACAAAAUCGAAGACCGGACUUAGUAGCCCAUAUAAAUGCGUUGAAUAAUAUAAGAGUAACGCAAGGGGAGUUAUGGGAAAAUGAGAAUAGAGCAAAUCUCAUAAACAACGUGUUCUUACCUAUUCCGCAUAGACGAAACCCUAACAAACUAAGACAACGCAUUCAAGCGAUUCAAAAUUUUGUACAAAAAGUGGUUAAAAAAACUAAUUUUAAAUACAUUGCGGUUAUAGGAAGUACUAUUGGAAUUUUGAUGUUUACUGCAUACAGAAACAAAACCCCACAAAUUAGACAUUAGUGGCUUGUAUCUGCAAUUGCAAUUUUUUAAAAGAUUUUUUAAUCUGUUGUCUAUUAAACUUUGUGUUGAAAAGAAGCAGCAAAAAAACAUUUCUGAUAUAGAUAAAGACAGAUAUAGUAUACACAGUAUUCUAUACUAGAUGUAGAAGCAUUUUUUAUCGCACCUGCUACAUGAUAUGACGGGACCUGAUUUUUCAAGACGAUGACAAUAUCGGAUAUGGGAAUACAAAAAAUUUAAUUCUAUCAAUUUUAAAAGUUGACAAAUCAACAAAAAUGGAACAUUUAAACAAGUCUUUACAUACUCAAUUGAUGAAAUGAAAUGAAAGAUCUGUAAACCACUCAAAACGCUCUCGAAGCAUGUAACGGCUGUGAAAUUUCUUUCACUCUUACUCUAAACGAUAUUUUAUACUAACUUUCGGUUUAUUGAGGCACAAACUAAUUGGAUU